Cyphellophora europaea CBS 101466 is the source of this 855-nucleotide messenger RNA. RefSeq lists its product as uncharacterized. Lineage: Eukaryota; Fungi; Ascomycota; Eurotiomycetes; Chaetothyriales; Cyphellophoraceae. Bases 1 to 855 code for a protein of 284 amino acids. The transcript has a single exon. The record is from RefSeq and is a predicted model, not a curated record.
AUGUCCAACCUCACUCACGCAAAGAUCGUUCCCCGAAGGUCUGCUGAACGCGGCCAUGCCGACCACGGUUGGCUCAAGACAGCACACACCUUUAGCUUCGCAUCAUACUACGAUCCUCGGAACGAGCAAUUCGGAGCUCUCAGAGUGCUGAACGAAGACCGGGUUGCCCCCAACCAGGGCUUCCCUACGCACCCCCAUAGAGAUGCAGAAAUCUUCAGCUAUGUCCUAUCGGGAGAGCUGACCCAUAGAGACUCCAUGCAAGCGAAAGGGGCCGAAUCUGAUAACAGCAAGCAAUUCUACCGAAUGCGACGCUCCGAUGUCCAGUUCACCACCGGCGGUACGGGUAUCGCACACAGCGAGCAGAACGAGCACAACUCCUCCUGGGUCCAUUUCCUCCAGAUCUGGGCCAUGCCUUGGAAGCGGGGCCUCCCUCCCAACUAUCACACCAUGACCUUCCCCGAGGAAGCCAAGCGUAUGGCCUUUGUGCCCAUCAUAACGCCUCUGAAGGCGGGUCCGAAAGCCACCAAGGAAGAUGAGCAGGCUGCUAUCCCUGUCUUGGAGGGUACAAUUCCAAUUCACGCUGAUCUGAUCUUCUCUGCUGGCAUCGUCGAGCCUGGGAAGACAUUUGACUACAAGAUUGGCGGCGAGAACUACAUCACCAACAAGACCGACCGCAAGACUUACGUCCACCUACCAGCGACACAAAAUGGAAAGGCCAAGAUCAAGCUGGCCGGAGAGACGGUUUUGAAUGAGGGAGACGGCGCCUACAUCAGCAAGGUCAAUGCCGGUGAUAUCCUAACCGUGGAAAGCGUGGGAGAGGCUGACGCUGAGCUCGUCGUCAUCGACUCAAAUUAA